AUGAAUUUAAAUGAUUUUGUGGUGCUUCCUAGCAACAAAACCAUAUCCGUCAAGCUCAAUGCAAGGAAUAUGCAGGACUUGCAGAUGGACACUCUGGCUUUGGGCAAUGAGAGCAUGGCGAUGGAGGAGAAACUGCAACAGCUUAAAGACAACAUGAGUAAAGAGAAAGAGGAGAGAGGAUUUCACCAGAAGGGUGCACUGAAGCUCCACAGCAUGGUCCCCAUUCAGGCAAACCUACAGACUCAUGUCAGCACCCAAGAUAUUGUCAAUUUUGUGCAGAGACAGAUUGACGAUGGGUCCUCUCGCAGUACCUUUAAACCCAGUUUCCUUGUAUCCACCAAUUCCAAUAUCACCAUCUCAUCCAACACCAGACGAGAAGAUGAGAGCCCAGAAAAAGCCACAGAGGUUCAGGAAAAACUUUCUGAAUUGGACCCUGAUUGCUGCCAGAUUUUGGUGAGAGGUCAUGGAGAUGAGAAAAAUGUGGGAUUAACUGAAGAUCAUUUGGGAGAAUUUCCCUUUAACUUUCAAAGCGGACAGCACAAUAAAGAGUCGUCAUCAGGUCAUUCCGAGGAGGAUCUGAAAAUAUGGAGAGGAGAGAAGAGUCACAAAGAAGAACAAAAUUUAUCUCAGGCACUAUGGACACAUGCCAAAUCAGUAUCCGUCUCAGAAAUGGCAACCCAGGCUGACCUCACUAUGAACAGAGAAGCUGAGAAACGGAGAAAAGGGACAGACGAAAGGAUAACUGUCAAGGUGGAGUUCACAAAAAACAACCUUACCUACUUGGACAGACUGCUUCUGAAGAAGCACCGCAGAAUAUCGGUUGGGAGUGACCAUUCAUCACAUGGCUCUGGACCAGAUUUAAAAUCUUUGAACGCUAUGGACACUAAAGAGGAGAUUACAAGCAAUUUAUCUGCUGAAGAAGAAGAUUUUCAUCGCUACUGUACAUCAUUGUUUGAAAUUCCUCUCUGGAGGAAUUGGACCGAGCCACAGUCUGCUACACCUGAAUCAUGCCUAGUCAUAGAAGUCUUGGAUGAGACAUGCAGAGACAUGGAAGUAAUAUGUGAUGUGGAACAAAAGGCUGUAAGCAACAGAGGGAUCCCCGCUGUUCAGAAGAGCAGUUGGAGAGAAUUAACACCACUAUCCCAAACGGAUCUGGCUAGUAGUAGGUUCUCAACAGCAGUCAACUCCUCCCCAAGUUCAAAACCAUCCAUACUUUCUGGCAUACCUGUACAGCUCAAAUCAGCCAAGAAGCUCCAUUCGUCUAAGUGUCAGACUUCGCAACCAGAGCACUCAAUCAAAGAAAUGUCAUCCAAAAAUAAAGCCCCAAGUAGCCCCAUUGUUGAGAGUCCUGCAACUUCAAAGACAAAGACAUCCAUCUCAGCAACAGCCUCUCAGUCAUCUAUGUCCAUCAUCUCUCCCACUGUCAACGAGUCAAGAUCUAUCUCUGGAACAGCACCAGUUCAAUCCCUGUUGCCACAUUCCCAGUCUGAGAUCCCCAAAUCUUUACACUCCCCUCGUUUAUGUUUGUCUGAUGCUUCACUUUUGGACGGUGAAUGGUCAGCAAACCUACAAGAAUAUCCUUCCUGGUCUCCAUCACUAUCCAUUACUCUUAGGUCUACCUUUACAGUUUCACCAUCAAGCUCUACGGAGUUCACCUUUUUACCCAAAGUUUACCAUAAGGAUAUGCUUGAAAAUAACCAAGACUCAUCUCACAGGUCACGACUACCCCAGUGCCCCAAGUUAUUGGGAGAACCAGUAUUUUCUCAAAGUUCUUUUAAAGCACCAACAGGCAUUCGGAUGUCCUCACAGCAAUCCCAGCAUUCCAUGUGGGCCUCAAAGUUCCCUCUAUUAAAAAAUCAAUUCCCACCAGAGAAUUCUGUGAAACCAGUUCUGUCACAAGUCAGCCCAGUGCCUUAUGCGGUAUCGCCAUAUUCUCGCUCUUGGCCAGCUUUAAAAAAUGAUGAAGCCCCAGUUUUUUUGCCCUCUACCUCAAUACCUGAUGAUCAGAAAUCAACUCGGUCACAUCAGGAUACAAAAAGGGUCUCAUCCAGUCUCAGAAACGUCUUCCAGAAUCCUCUGAAACUAGAUGAAGAUGAGGAGCUGUCAACAGCAACCCAAGAGAUCAUGGAGAUCUGUAAGGUGGACGAGAUGGGUUGCGAGGACCCUGAUGUGGACAUGGACACAACUGCACACAUGCUACAGGGUCUGGAGCAAGAACUAAAAGACAUGUCAAAGGAGAAUCUUGAUCUGGUGCUGGAUAUGGGAGAUGGUGAGAAUGACAAUGGGAGACAUCAUUUCAUG
Menidia menidia (Atlantic silverside) is the source of this 2301-nucleotide messenger RNA. NCBI's taxonomy places the organism in Eukaryota, Metazoa, Chordata, Actinopteri, Atheriniformes, Atherinopsidae. The record is from the annotation of a GenBank genome assembly.